AUGAACAGGCCAAGUGCAAAAGAAAUUUAUAAAGAAUUGGAUAGUUGGAGCCAUAUUAUAAAUAAAAGCUGGGAUAAUAUAAUUGAUGACUUGAACUGGAAUAAUAAAAAAUCGGAAAUAAAAAGAGCGUUUCAAGCAGCUAAUUCCACUGUUCCAAAAUCGUUUACAACAUUACAAGGCAAUUUCCGAGAUACAUUUCAGUUUGUCAAUACCUUUGAAGAAGACAUAUAUGAUUAUGAGAAUCUAGUAAAAAUAAAUUAUAUUUUAAGAGCAUAUAAGAAAUUUUGUAAAGCUGAAGGAGAGAAAAAUAUGAGCCUACUUUUCAAAGCUUUUAUAACAACUGUUAUAGUUUCUGUA
Scutellospora calospora is the source of this 357-nucleotide messenger RNA. NCBI's taxonomy places the organism in Eukaryota, Fungi, Glomeromycota, Glomeromycetes, Diversisporales, Gigasporaceae. The record is from the annotation of a GenBank genome assembly.